AUGCGAUAUCCACCGGUUGACUUGUUAAAUAGCGAACAAACUGUAUGGUGGUGCGUCAGGUAUAAUAUCUACCGCAGAUAUGCUGUUGUAGAGCGUAUAGUACAGGCUCAACGACGACCACAACAAAAUCCGCAAGGUACACAAAGCAAUUUGAACACUCCAGCAAGUGAACAAUCGGAGAAUCAGCAAAACCAGCUUGCUCAGGAGUCUACAGGAGAUCAAGCAAACGCUAGCCUACGUGGUGAACAAGAAUCGAGAUUUUCGAGGAUAACUACAAAUCUACGUUUGGCAGCAAAUCUUUCUUAUCAGUUCUUUGCAGCUCUGAUUUCCUCAAUUAUUCCAGAACAACCACCACCACUACAUUUAGACUAG
Molecule: messenger RNA, 372 nt
Organism: Schistosoma spindalis
Lineage: Eukaryota; Metazoa; Platyhelminthes; Trematoda; Strigeidida; Schistosomatidae
Source: the annotation of a GenBank genome assembly